Molecule: messenger RNA, 810 nt
Organism: Pleurotus ostreatus (oyster mushroom)
Lineage: Eukaryota; Fungi; Basidiomycota; Agaricomycetes; Agaricales; Pleurotaceae
Exons: 4
Coding region: 1-810 (269 amino acids)
Source: RefSeq, a predicted model, not a curated record
AUGGCUCCAAUAUACGUCUGUCAUCAAGUCUCGCCAAUCGUCUUGCCACGCGGUGGAGGACGUGCCGACGAAGUGCGAGGGGCGCGACGACCGAUGUUUAUGCUGACGCGCGUAGGGUGGAUGAAGCGGCCAGAUUUGAGGCUGGCGUGGCAGGGGAAGCUUGCCAUCGCCAUCCUCAUUUUCAUCCUCAACGCCAUCAUCAUCUUCUACAUCAUUGAGUUCCGCCGGCUACUAUUCUCGCUUAGGAUCAACCAGUACAAGAAGGGACCCCUCGUCUCCGAGAAGAAGGAUAUCUUGGCGCAGGCUCGUGACCAGGACAUCCAAAGGUAUGUCUUACAGGAAAAUGGUGUGGGAUACUGGGGCGACACCGUCCACGGCCUUAACGACUACCUCAAUACGCUUGGCAUCCAUUGGGACGACGGCGAUCACAAGUUCCUCGAUGAGAACCUCGUGGAUGUCUUCAAGCAGCAAGCCGGCCAGGACUCCACCAAGUCGAUUGAGGCGGUGAUGACCAAGAUGAAUCCGGCUGUGCGCGCGCGGAAUAAGAAUUACCUGCGCAACGCUGUCUUUGUCGGGAAGACGGAUUUCAGGAAGACGCCGAGGUGCGAAGAGUCGCUGCGUCGAAGAAAUGAUUCACUCGCUGCCUGGCACUGUGACAACAAGCGCAAGUUGAUCUUCGUCAUCUGCGACGAUAACAUCAUCGGUAGCGGUAAGGACCGGACGACCCUACGGAUUGUGUCGGACACUCUUGGUGUACCCGAAGGUCGACCCAACGUGUUUUGGCAGAAGCUUCGGCGGAUCGCCGGCUAA